AUGGAAAGGUUGAAGUUUAAAUUGGGUUUUUUUGGUUGUUUAGCUAUAAGUAGUGAAGGGAGAAGUGGAGGAAUAGCUUUAUUUUGGAAGAAGAAAUAUAGUAUCAAAAUUCAAAGCUUUUCAAAGUGCCAUAUUCAUGUUGAGGUAACUGAGGUAACUGAUGCAGUGGGUGACUCUUGGUGGCUGACUGGAUUUUAUGGUCAACCAGAAGUGAGUAGAAGGCAUGAGUCAUGGUCUUUGUUGACGUCUCUAAAAGUUCAUCCUGAUAUAGGUUGGAUUAUUUUGGGAGAUUUCAAUGAGAUUAUGAGUAAUGUUGAGAAAAGUGGUGGUAGAGCCAAACCAGAAAGACAAUUACAGGCCUUUAGAGAUGUGGUUGAGGAGUGUCAAGUGCAUGAUAUGGGGUUUAGAGGCAGUCCUUUUACUUGGUGUAAUGGGAGGGAAGAGGGACAGACAAUUAGUGAGAGGCUGGAUAGAUGUUUUUCAAACUUGAAAUGGCACUCUUAUUAUCCAAUGGCUGUGGUCAUUCAUGGCAUAGUGGCUUAUUCAGACCAUAAGCCUAUUAUUCUAAAGCUGUCAGAUGAGGUGCAAGAGGGACCAAGAAGGAAAUUGUUUCAUUUUGAGGCAAUGUGGAUUGAAGAUUCUGGAUGUAAGCAAGUGAUAGAUGGUGCUUGGAAAGCUGUUGAAGGGAGAAAGGAACUCAGUACAGUUAUGAAGAAGAUUGAAUAUUGCAGUGAAAAACUGUCACUUUGGAAUCGAGCAAGCUUUGGCAAUGUGCAAAGAAGUUUAAGGUUGGCUCAAGAAAAACUCAAAAUGGCUCACCAAAUUGACCCUUUAUCACUGAAUCGACAGCAUAUUCAACAAGCAAGAAAAGAGGUCCAACAAUGGCUGCAAAGAAGUGAAAUAAUGUGGAAACAGAGAUCUAAGGUUAUGUGGUGGCAAGUUAAUGAGGCCAGGGAUAGAGUUAUUAAUGAGUAUUUUCAGAAUGUUUUUGCAGCAGCUGAGGAAAUAGGCAAUAUGGAUUUCUUGCAAGAUCUAAAUGGUAGAAUUGAUGCUCAGAUGGCAGAACAACUUGAUGUACCUUUCACAGCUAAGGAAGUCAAGAGAGCCUUAGAUGAAAUGCAUCCUACCAAAGCUCUUGGUCCUGAUGGAAUGGCCUCUAUCUUUUAUCAGAAAUUCUGGUCUAUUGUUGGGACUGAUGUCACUGAUGCAGUGCUUAAAGCUCUUAAUACUGGUUCUUUCCCUUUGGAGAUUAAUCAUACUUAUAUCACACUGAUACCUAAGAAGAAACUACCAGAAUUUGUUUCUGACUAUAGGUCCAUCAGUUUGUGUAAUGUCAUUUAUAAAUUAAUCUCAAAGGUAUUAGCCAGUAGACUAAAGUCAGUGUCACCUACUGUUAUUUCUCCAUCACAGACAGCUUUUGUACCAGGAAGACUAAUUACAGAUAAUGUUCUUGUGGCAUAUGAAAUGGUGCAUUUUUUAAGAAGGAAGAGGAGUGGUAAAGAUGGAUUCAUGUCUCUAAAGCUGGAUAUGAGCAAGGCCUAUGAUCGAAUCGAAUGGAAGUAUCUUGAGGAGGUGAUGAGACAGAUGGGUUUCAACCCAAAAUGGAUUCAAUUGUUGAUGUUUUGUGUUACAACAGUCUCUUUUUCUGUCCUUGUUAAUGGAGAACCUAAAAUACCAAUUCAACCAACUCGUGGAUUAAGACAAGGGGAUCCCAUUUCCCCAUAUCUAUUCCUACUAUGUACUGAGGGACUCAUAACAUUGCUGAACAAGGCAAAUGUGCAACAUCAGAUUGAAGGCUUUCAAGUAUGUAGAGGUGCUCCUAAGCUAAAUCACCUACUGUUUGCAGAUGAUAGCAUUCUAUUCUGCAGAGCUAAUAUGCAAUCUUGCUUAGUUUUGCUACAUAGACUUGAUAUCUAUGAGAAAGCAUCUGGACAGAAGGUCAAUAGAGAGAAGACUUCAAUGGUUUUCAGUCAUAAUGUACUUUCAGGCCCGAGAAGGGAGAUCAUGCAAUUUUGGGGGGUUAAUCACUUUCAGCAAUAUGAGAAAUAUCUUGGAUUGCCACCUAUGAUUGGAAGAGGAAAGUACGAAGCUUUUUUAGUGUUGAAGCAUCAAGUAUGGUCUAAAUUGCAAGGGUGGAAGGAAAAACUUUUAUCACAAGGAGGGAAAGGAGUGUUGCUGAAAGCUGUAGCUCUAUCUAUACCUACUUAUACUAUAAGCUGCUUCAAGUUGCCUAAGUCCCUAUGUACUGAGCUUGAAAGCUUAAUGGCAAGUUUCUGGUGGGGUCAGAAGCAAGAUGAAAGAAAAUUGAGUUGGAUUAGUUGGAAGAGGAUGUGUGAGUCAAAGAUGGAAGGAGGGUUACAGAAAGUUUCUUCCCUGAUGAUGCUAGAACAGAAUAGCUGGGAUGUUGAGAGAGUGAGAAGUAUUUUGCUACCAAGAGAAGCUGCUGAAGUGUUAUGUAUUCGAUUGCCCAUGGAUAAUAUACCUGAUAUGCUUAUAUGGGAGCAUGAGACAAGUGGGAUUUUCAGUGUUAAAAGUGCAUAUGAAUUUUUCAAAACCAUGGAGCAUAUUGGAGAUGUGGCUGAAAGUUCAAGAGCAGAAGAUGAAAAACUAUUAUGGAAGCACUUAAGGAAGAUGCAUGUUCCUCAAAGAGUUAAAGUUUUUGCAUGGAGAAUGUGUAAGAACAUUCUUCCAACCUUUCAAAACCUGAAGAUUCGAAAAGUAUUCCCUUCUCUAAUUCAAGUACCUGAAAGGAAGCAACUUAUAGAAUUAGUCACUGCUGUAAUCAGGAGAAGAAGACCAGGAGAGUUAGAGAAGUUUUUCCUACUUGCAUGGGGAUUUUGGUAUAGAAGGAAUCGGAGUCUAUAUGAGGGAAACAUUCUAUCAAUUCAGCAAGUGAUGGAGCAUGCUUUUACCUUAUACCAGGAACAUAAAGCAACAAUAGAGGCCACAAAGAUCAAGCAAAAGUAUAAGUGUCAAUGGCAGCCUCCUUCAGAAGGUGUCUUGAAGUUAAACAUUGAUGGUGCUCUUUUUAGUGAUAAAUGUAAAGCUGGUAUAGGGGCUGUGUUGCUUGACAAGGAAGGGAAGGUUAUAUUUGCAGCAAGCAAAUCUGAACCUGCUAUAGCUGAUCCUAUGGAAAUUGAACUUCUUGCUAUGUUAAGGGGUUUGCAAUUAUGUGUGUCCCUUGGCAUUACAUCUCUUCAAGUGGAAUCAGAUUCUUUGUUAGCAGUUCAAGAGCUGGAGACUGAAGGGUAUUCUACUACCUUAUGGGGUGGAUUGAUUCAGGCGGUUAAAUCUUUGCUUCAAAGGUAUCCAAAUUGGUCCAUUCAACAUAAGGGAAGAGAAGCUAAUGGAGUUGCUCAUUGCUUGGCUCGGUUUGCAUGGAAUUUAGAUGACAUUUGUAUUUGGUCGAACUCAAUUCCAGAUUGUAUUUCCCAAGCUAUUUGGGUUGAUUCAUCUUUGUAA
Messenger RNA from Carya illinoinensis, 3462 nucleotides. RefSeq lists its product as uncharacterized. Gene Ontology annotation, molecular function: RNA-DNA hybrid ribonuclease activity; nucleic acid binding. Bases 1 to 3462 code for a protein of 1153 amino acids. The record is from RefSeq and is a predicted model, not a curated record. Lineage: Eukaryota; Viridiplantae; Streptophyta; Magnoliopsida; Fagales; Juglandaceae. The transcript is spliced from 4 exons.